Orcinus orca (killer whale) is the source of this 5313-nucleotide messenger RNA. RefSeq names its product prostate and testis expressed 2 (gene PATE2). The record is from RefSeq and is a predicted model, not a curated record. NCBI's taxonomy places the organism in Eukaryota, Metazoa, Chordata, Mammalia, Artiodactyla, Delphinidae. The transcript has 3 exons. Bases 1912 to 2187 code for a protein of 91 amino acids.
CCAAGCUUAAGUUCGGGAUAAAGGGAGAUGUCCUUUCUAGAAUUCAGUAUUGGUACAGAGGAGUGGGUACUUUAAUGUCUUUUCCAGCCCUGGGAAAAAUAACUCUUUUCAUUGAUGUCUUGCAAUUGCACAAUAGUGAGCAAGAGAUCCCAUUUUAUGUGCUUGGGACAAAGUAAUCUCAGCAACAAGUGCAGUGCACUGUCCCCUUGAGCCCCUCUCUUUACCCAUAUGCCAUCACCUCCAACAGGGUGCAUCUCUCUGAGUUUCUUGCUCACCCAUGUCUCUAGAACCACAUGACCAGCUGUCAUCCCAGUGUGUCAGGUUGCCUGACAUCUCUGUAUUUUGACAUUUGCUGUUCCUUUGGGCGCCUGUCCCUAUUCACUUCUAACUAACACAUCACUAGCCUUCAAAGUCCGGCUCAACUAUCCCUUCUUCAGGGAACCUUCCCUGGUCAGGCAGUCAACUUUGAAUGUCUCUCAUUUAGGCCCCCAUAGCCAACUGUGCUUGAUGUACUUGUGGUCUCCUUAACUAGACUCAAGUCUUUGUGAGGCCACAGAUUAGUGGCCUGGUUCACUUGGUGACGUCUCUUUUUGUGAUGUUGACAUUUGGUAUGUGUGUAGAAAAUAUUUGCUUUAAAAAAUCCAUGAAUUAGUUAAUAACACCUGAAGGCAAACUAGGCACAUCUCACCUUUCUGCUGAAACGUCCCUUUCCUACACCACAGAAGGGACACUCAGUGUUUCCCCCACAUUCAGACUAUACCUGGAAUCCUGAACUUAAUUCCUGGUGCUUCAGUCUAAGUGAGACAAAGACAAAUCUGAUAUUAUUCUGAGAUUAGUGAAGAGAGCUAAAAGGAACUAAGGUGUCCAAAUCCUGUCUUGAAAUAUCUGAAAGGUUAAAAUGUGGGGAAAAAAUUUGACUUACAGAGCACAAAGCUUAGCUAUACAAUAAUGAAUAAAGAAUGUAUAUAUAUAUAUAUGUGUGUAUAUGUGUGUGUGUGUGUAUAUAUAUAUAUAUAUUCAUCAUUGAGGAGAAUUUUUAAAUAGAUGCCUUAGGGGCAUUGAGACUCCAGUUGGUGGUUUGGUUGGUUCUGGGAACAUUGAGGUACUGUUCGUCACUGAAAUUUUAUGAUUUAGCUGAAUAGCCCAAGGGCAGAACACUGGGGGAGAUCAACCAGUACCUUCCACAGGCAACUGCACAGGACCAAAGUCCCAGGAUGUUUGUUCUCUUUCUGCUGUGCAUAGUCUUUCUGGUCUGCAUGAGUAAGGGUAAGCCCUGGAGACAGAGGAAGGGUUGGUUGUUGAUUAAGAGAUGGGAAGAUGCUGGGGGAGGAGAAAUUUCCAGAAUUGGCUCUUGGGGCUUUGGCCGAUGCAUGUGUGAUUAUGACAGGGAAACUUCUUCUUUCCACAUGUGAAUUUCGUGAACAUCUGAUAGGUAUGACCACAGCUAGUCUAAAGUCCUUGGUAAAAAGGUUAUUGGUGACAUUUUUGGAGUAAACCUUCCCCUCCAUCUUUUAAGAAAGCUGUUAUCCAUUCCUACUAUAGAAUCCUAGGAGUUUGAUCUUCUCCCAGACCAAUUUAGUCCAUUUCGUGGAGUAAGGAAGCUAAAGUCCCCGUCUUUGCUUCCUCUUCCCCAUUACUGGACAAAAUCAUUAGGCUAGAUAAGGGGUUCAUUACUUGGGGACCAUAGAUAAAUUUUACAGGAACUCCAACCUUUUGAGAUUAUAUACAAUAUUUGAUUUAUGUCUGUAUAAGUUAGCUUUCACAAGAUUAUCAAAGGGAUCAGGAUCCCUAGAAAAGUUGGGAACCACUAGUCAAUAGUAAGUUCCUGUUGGGAAGCCCCCAGGCCUGGAGAACCUUCUCCAUACUGCAUCCUUUAAGCACCUCUUUCUGUGUCUGGCAGAGCCUUCGACGAUGUGUUAUAAAUGUAAAAAAUAUCAUCUUGGGAUAUGCUAUGAAGGCAUGAGGUCCUGCACCCUGAAGUACCACCAGACCUGUGCUGUUGAAAACAUUUACUUACUUACCAGAAAAGGGCGGAGUAUGUAUUUUUAUUCAAAACUGUCGUGUAUGACCAACUGUGAGGACAUCAACUUCUUAAGUUUUGAAAAGAGGACAGAGCUCAUCUGUUGCAAACAUAAAAACUAUUGCAACCUCCCUGAGUCUAGUUCUGUAUCUCUCCUGGAUUUUUGAUUAUUCUUCAACUCACCAUCCCCCUUAUCUUUUCCCCCAAACCUGUAUUUUGCUCUCCACUUCUAACCAAUGGUAGAGAGUGAGAAAGCCAGCUGGUAGUGAAGAGUAGCCAUCAUAAGGAGGCUGCUAGGAGAUAACUGAUUCUCAUUAAUGAUGGAGCACUAGACGGAAUUUUUGCAAAUCCCCACGCACAGCGUUUUGGUUUUCUUACGAUGGUGCUGCCAUGAAUAGUGUUGGGUUUUAAAUUGGUUAUUUAUUAUCUCCUAUAUGGAAAUGCAAAGACUUGGGUCAAAAUAAUCCCAAGCUCGUCCUGGGAAUUCUGUGAUCAUACUUUAUCCUUAUCCAUACCCACUCCUCUGGGCUGGGAUUCUCUCUUGAUUAGCUCUGACACCUGGCACUCUCCUUUUGCCCAUGGGUUUUGGAGAUAAAAGAAGACUAACUCCAGUUUCCCAAUUUUCUGGCAACGUGAGCCACAUCUUUCUCUGGUAGAGCUCUUAGGAGGAAUCUCAGGCCAGGAAAAAACUGGACAGACAAAGGGAUGAGGCAUCAAGAAAAAUUUUAGGGGCAUUUCAGUUUGUGGAAACUAAGAUAUGAGAAACAGUUUGGUGUGGGUGGAGUUAUCAUGGCCCCUCCUGGACAGGUAGCCAGGUAGCACAUGGUUGAACUAGGUUAUUAAAUUGGAAAUGGAAACCUUGUGCCAGAAUGGCUGGUCAGUCUCCUCUCAUAAGAAUGUGAAAAAAAUGUUGAUAAUAAAGCAGGUUAAGAUAAUAGAAUGUAUAGAGAUGCCAUGUGGUAGUGUUCCAGUUACAAGGUGUCCUAUGUAUGAUGCAGUUAUGAGUAAACAGAAGGGAUGAUAUAGCAGAAGCUAGUGGGGGUGGGAAGAGAUGCAGGUGACACGGAAUGGAACAAAUAGAGGGAAACUGUGUAGCGUUGGUGGUGAAACAACCCACCUGUGGCCAAGGUGGUGAAGCUUCCCUGGGUAUAGAAUAACCCUGACAUUUCUCUCCUUGUGAAUGAAGCUUACUACAGUUCUUGGUCCUGGAUUUCCACGAUCAUUUUUCUCCCUUACUAUGCCACAUGAAAUUCUUACAGUAAAACAAUUACCCCUCUACUUGAAGAGUUUGGUGUACUCUCUGCCUUUGUCUGCGCCUGAAAAUAUAAUCCUUCCUGAGGAAUUCUCAUCUGGGAUUUUAGCUGGGAUGAAGAAAGACAUGUAGAUAACUUUUUCAAGAUAGGCAGGCAGGUUGGAAAAGCCAAUGUAACAUGGAUAUUUUGAGUUAGGGAAGCAACAUAUAUUUUUAAAAAUUUUAUUGAAGUAUAGUCGAUUUACAAUGUUGUUUUAAUUUCUGCUGUACAGCAAAGUGAUUCAGUUAUACAUAUAUAUGUUCUUUUUCAUAUUCUUUUCCAUUAUGGUUUAUCACAGGAUAUUGAAUAUAGUUCCCUGUGCUAUACAGUAGGACCUUGUUGUUUAUUCAUCCUAUAUAUAAUAGUUUGCAUGUGCUAAUCCCAAACUCCCAACCCAUCUCUUCCCCACCCCACUCCCCCUUGGCAACCACAAGUCUGUUUUCUGUAUCUGUGAGUCUGUUUCUGUUUCAUAGAUAUGUUCAUUUGUGUCAUAUUUUAGAUUCCACAUACAAGUGAUAUCAUAUGUUAUUUGUCUUUCUUUUUCUGACUUCUCUUAGUAUGAUAAUCUCUAGGUGCAUCCAUGUUCCUGAAAAUGGCAUUAUUUCACUUUUUUAAUGGCUGAGUAAUAUUCCAUUGUGUAUAGUACCACAUCUUCUUUAUCCAUUCAUCUGUCGAUGGACAUUUAGGGGAAACAACAUAUUUUUAUUUCUGGCUGUAUGUGGGCUCUCUCACCCAUUGAAUCAUGGGUUGGGAAACGUCAUUUAGAAAAAAAAGAGAGAGAGAUCAUUGUUUUUCACUGGGUUUCAAAAUAGACUUUAAAAAUAUUUGUGAAUCAUUGUUUAGACAAAACUUGGCUUUGUUGAACAAGAAGUUUCUAAUUAUAAAAUCUUUCCUUGAUCUUUCAAGAACAAGCAUUGGCAUUCUCAGCAAUAGAGCAUUGAAUAUUACAUUAUGUAGUGGAUGAUUUUGGUUUGAUUUUGGUGCCCUGCCCAAAUCCUUUUUGCUAAUCAGUGCAUCUGCGACCCAGCUGCAUUGAGUGUUGGCUUAUGACAAUUCACAGCUAUUUACUUCUCUGGAGAUUUGCCCUCUGCCAGAUGGGAGCUGCCUCGCCUGUAUGCUGAACUCCCAACUAGAGCAAAGACCUCAGCCAACAAAUGGCCGACUCCUUCCAUCAAGCUGCACGUGCAGCUUGUGCCAGAGGCAGGCAGGUUGGAAAAAGCCUGCAGUGCAAUUUUUGUGCCAGAGCUUUUCCAUGGGCUCUGACUAAAGCCAGUCUCCAGUUGAGACCAUGUUACUGUUAACAUUUCCCCUGACCUCCCUGCUUUCUUUACUCCCCCUCUAAAUUUUAAGCUGAGAAAACCAAGUGUUUUCUGCCAUCAUAGGGCAUGGAGCUCUAAAAUAAGAUGUGAAAAUUCCCCAGCAGUCCAGUGGUUAGGACGCUGAGCUUUCACUGCCGAGUGCACGGGUUCGAUCCCUGGUCGGGGAACUAAGAUCCCACAAGCCGCGUGGUGUGGGCAAAAAUUUCAAAAAAAAUUUUUUUUAAUUAAAAAAAUUUUUUAAAAUAUAAAAUAAAACAAGAUGAGGUUGGGUUAGAAAAUGCAGUUACAUUUUGGUGCCUCUGAGGGACAGUGCACGUAGUGUGUGAAUUAGCUCCUCAUGAAUGAGGAGAAUCUUUUUUAUUAGGCUUCCUUACAGCCUAGAUAAAAUUGCUGUAAUCUUGGAGAGAAUUUUCUCUUGGUUUACCCCAUCUUGGGAUAUUCUUCCUGUUUCCGUUUUCCAGCUUGAACAAAUGAACAGAAUAAGACCUAGGUGAAAAUUUCUUUACCCCCAUGAUAGCACACCAAGUAUCAAUCCUGAAAUAAGCAUAAGCUCUUUUUUCAUAUAUGCAACUUUUUCUUCACAUAUCAUUUUAAAGACAGUAAUUUGCCUACUAAUCUAAAGGUUAAUUUGGAGUUGACUGGUGCAUAAUACAUGCAACCUUAUGCAUUAAAUCAAAAUAAU